AUGUGGAUGCGGAUGCUUGCCUUCUUCCUGUGGGUUGAAAGCAGAUGUGAAGGAGACUGCCUGGCUCCGAAAGUCCGGUGGUCUCCACCAGCUGGUGCUUGCUGGGAGUUUUCGGAGAUUCCGGACUUACUGUCGAUGGUGCCAGAUGGGGCUCGCUGCACACCUCGCUGCGCGAUUGGCUACACGGCAUCGGAGACAUCAUUGCUGUGCAAGUCUGGACAGCUGACGCCUCUCACCUUCAGCUGCACGCCGCAUGCUUCGCGCGCGCAACAAGAUCUUGCUGCCCCAUCCACUUUGGCCAUUUCACGAUGCAUGGAGAACAUCUCGUAUUGCGGGAAGAAGGCAAGGCAUUAG
Symbiodinium natans is the source of this 354-nucleotide messenger RNA. The record is from the annotation of a GenBank genome assembly. Lineage: Eukaryota; Dinophyceae; Suessiales; Symbiodiniaceae.